AUGCGGUCUCUACCCGCAAUAGUGGGCUUGCUGCCUCUGCAUGUCGCCCUGCUCCAGCCGUUCCUGCAUGUCGUCACCGCAUCACCUGUUGCCAGCGGGCAGCAAAAAGUUAUUGGCCCCAGUUCUGUGCUCGCAGAUGUUUCUGAACAGCCUCGACGCUUGAACGGGAAAUUUUUGCAUAUUACAGAUUUUCACCCAGAUCAAUUUUACAAAGCGCAUACAUCCACACAAGAAGACAUAGCAUGCCACCGAGGCAAGGGAGCUGCAGGCUAUUAUGGUGCAGAAACGUCUGAUUGCGAUUCUCCCAUCUCACUCGUCAAUGCAACUUUUGAUUGGAUAGCCGCGAAUAUUGCCGAUGACAUUGAUUUCGUCAUUUGGACCGGCGACUCGGCUCGUCACGACAGCGACGAGGACAUCCCCCGUAAUGCGAGCCAGGUGCUGGGCACAAAUCGACUGAUUGCAGACAAGUUCGCCGAGACAUUUGCUCACCCAAACGAUCCCACACGCAUGUCAGUUCCUGUCAUUCCCACUUUUGGAAACAACGACAUCCUGCCGCACAACAUCCUCCUACCGGGCCCUAAUAAAUGGCUGGGUUACUAUGCCGAUAUCUGGAGGCACUUCAUCCCAGAGGAGCAGCGUCAUUCUUUCGGAUUCGGCGGCUGGUUCUACGUCGAGGUCAUCCCCAAUAAGCUUGCUGUCUUCAGCCUGAACACCCUCUACUUCUUCGACCGAAAUGCCGGUAUCGACGACUGUCAGCAGCCAUCAGAGCCAGGUUUUAAGCAGAUGGAGUGGCUCCGCGUGCAGCUACAGUUCCUCCGCGAUCGUGGCAUGAAGGCUAUUCUCAUGGGCCAUGUGCCUCCCGCCCGAACUGACAGCAAGAAGAAUUGGGACGAGACAUGCUGGCAAAAGUACAAUCUCUGGAUGCGGCAGUACCGCGACGUUGUCGUGGGGUCUCUGUAUGGCCACAUGAACAUCGACCAUUUCAUCGUGCACGAUACUAGGGAGACAGACAUCAACAUCCUCAGUGGGUUUGCCGUCGAUGACGAAGUCGGUCGCGAGGCUUUUGAGGACGAACUCAACAUCCAGUCUGCAGCAGACUACCUCCAUGAGUUGCGAGAGGGCUGGUCCAAGCUUCCAAACGUCUCCAAGGUUCUUGACGAGGACAAUUCUGUCGGGCCGGAGAAGAAGGGCAAGAAGCAUAAGAAGAAGAAGCCCAGCAAGGACUUGGGUGGCAAGUAUGCGGAGAGAUAUCACCUGUCUCUGAUCGGUCCCAGCAUCGUGCCCAAUUACUUCCCCACCAUUCGAGUUUUGGAGUAUAACAUAUCUGGUCUGGAGAAUGCGGCGGUCUGGACAGACUCUUUUACCAAUGAGAUACAACUCGCCCAGCUUCCAGCCGAUGACGACGCCAUCCACGAGGAGCUUAAACGCGAUAUUGAAGCUGCCAAGAAAAAGAAGAAGGGCAAAAAGGGAAAGAAGGGCAAGGGCAAGAAACCAGGACUUGGCCAGGACCCUAACUUGGUCGUUCCCCAACCACCACCAGCUGGUUCUGGUCCCGGCCCGGCUUACGCUCCUCAGCCCCUGACCUUCCUCGGAUAUACCCAGUAUUUUGCAAACCUUACAUACAUUAACAACGACAUGACGCAAGAAGAAGACGUAUCCGGCAACAAGUGGCGCGACGGUAUUCACAAAGACAAGGAUCCCAAGACUAAGAAACCCAAGCCGAAUCCCUUCGAGUUUGAGGUUGAGUACAGCACAUUUACCGACCAGAUCUACCGUCUGUCUGAUUUAACUGUACGAAGCUACGUCAAGCUAGCCCACCGCAUUGGUCAAGAAACCGCCAAAGGCAAGGCCCUUUCAGAAGACUUUGAAGAGGAUAAAGGAGAAGAAGAAGACUUGGAGGAAGAUUCGGACGAUGAAGACUUAGAAGCAGAAAAGAAGGGCAAGAAAGGCAAGAAGGGCGGUAAGAAAAAGAAGAAGCAUAACAACAAGGUGUGGUUGCAUUUCCUCAAGCACGCUUUUGUAAGGACAGUGCCGGAAAAGCAGUUAAAGAAAUUCGAGGUUUAG
Molecule: messenger RNA, 2064 nt
Organism: Colletotrichum truncatum
Lineage: Eukaryota; Fungi; Ascomycota; Sordariomycetes; Glomerellales; Glomerellaceae
Product: calcineurin-like phosphoesterase
Biological process (GO): polyphosphate catabolic process
Cellular component (GO): fungal-type vacuole; membrane
Molecular function (GO): exopolyphosphatase activity; phosphoric diester hydrolase activity; endopolyphosphatase activity
Source: RefSeq, a predicted model, not a curated record